GGGCUAUACGCCAUGACGUCAUCGCGCAGAAUGACCUCCGCCACACCGCCCGCCGCAGCAUUUUCUCCAUCAAGCCGCUCAACUACCGUAAACUCAGCACGGAGAGGCAUCUAUCAUAAACGACACAAACAGCGUCUUAUCGGCUGACCGAUCCAGCUCAUCAUCGGACAUGGAAGCGGCGUCCUCCUCCUCCAGUCGGUGCAGCUACACUUAUGAAGAGUACAAGGAGACAGCAGACUGGCUGCUGGCCCACACAGCGCAGCGUCCUAAAGUGGCCAUCAUUUGUGGUUCAGGCCUGGGUGGGCUGGCUGAUCUGCUGGAUGACAAAACUGCGUUCCCUUAUAAGGACAUCCCACGUUUCCCGACUAGCACUGUGCCAGGCCAUAUUGGUCAGCUGGUGUUCGGAAAGCUGCAGGGUCGUGAGUGUGUUUGCAUGCAGGGACGAUUCCACUUCUAUGAGGGCUAUAACAUAAACACGGUGACAUACCCAGUGCGAGUCUUCUACCUGCUGGGCGUGGAAACUCUGAUUGUGACAAAUGCAGCGGGGGGACUCAAUGGCAGCUAUGAUGUGGGUGACAUCAUGCUCAUUAAGGAUCACAUCAACAUGCCAGGCUUUGCAGGGCAGAACCCGCUGUGUGGGCACAAUGAUGACAGGUUUGGAGUGCGUUUCCCUUGCAUGUCGGAUGCAUAUGAGCGUGAUCUGAGGGCUCUGGCCAAGAAAACAGCAGAGGAGCAGGACUGCGGUAGCUUCCUGCAGGAAGGGGUUUACUGCAUGCUGGCUGGACCAACAUACGAGACCAUUGCAGAAUGCAAAGUCCUGCAGACGCUGGGGGCUGAUGCUGUGGGUAUGAGCACAGUCCCAGAGGUGGUGGUGGCUCGUCACUGUGGCUUGCGUGUCUUGGGUCUGUCGCUCAUUACCAACAAGGUCGUGACAGAUUAUGACAGCAGUGAGAAAGCAAACCAUGAGGAGGUGCUAAGGACCACCCAACGCCGAACCCAGGACCUCCAGAGGCUUGUCAGCAACCUCAUCACUAAGAUCUAGUACCUCAAUCCAAAAUCUGCUGGCACAAAAAAAAAAAAAAAAGAUUUCCAGCCUUUAACUUGGUUACUGGUGAAAUGACAAUUAUGAUAUGGCUUGGUAUGUGCAGGUGGUGAGUUGUUCAAGUUGGGGGUAUAGGUUAUUACUCUCAAUCAGGUAAUGUGGUUAACUGGGUGACUGAGUGAGUGAGAAUGUUUUAAGGUGGAGAUCAGAGUAAAGAAAAAAAUGUUUGUGAAUGUCAAAAUGGCACUGAGAGGAAUGUCCACAGCUUUUAAUGUAUGUUGAUGAUGUAAGUGGCUAGUUUGCUAUUCAGUGCUACCACAGCAGGACUUUCACAAACUAAGAAAUGAAGCCUUGAUCCAGUCCCAAUGAAUUAGCUUCAUGGAGAACUUACAGUCUGAGAUGCUUGUCGAAAAACAAGCCGACGAAAAAAUGAUGUUGACAGUCAAAUAUUGUGACAGCUAGCUAAAUUUGUUCAUUAUCGGUAUAAGGGUAUGUAUAAAUCAAAGAGCAACAAUUAGCCAGUUAGUCAUUAGUGAAAAAAUUUUAAUGGAAGACAGUGGUUUUGUUUUAUUUGUUUUGAGUUUGACAAUUUUUGGCUUAGCACUGUCCAAUCCUUUGAGUCAGGUAAAGAUAAUAGGUAAAUCAUGUUGGAGAGCGGGACUAAGUGGCUCGUGUGAAUCAUGAGAUCUGGAAACCAGGCUAUGGAAACGUGGCGAAAGUAGAAUUUGUUUCAGAAUGAACGACUUGUAUUUGAAUCCAGAUCUAGAAUAUUACGGUGGUUAAGAUCAUGACUUAUAACACAGUAUACUAUUCCCUUUUGAAAUGGCCAUGGUCUUAUAUGCCCCAGUUGAUAGAUCAAUAAACGUGAUAGGGAUACAGCGAUGUCCAUUUUACAACCCCCACCGGUAUGUAUCUCUAUCUUGCAGUAGUGCUGGAGGGUUGUUGGGGGUAUCCUCACAUAUUCUGUUAGGUCUGGAGUGGCAGCAUAUAAAAAGACAGGGACCUCUCAAAUGGCUGAUGACCAAAUACUUGAGUCUGUCUAAGCAAUAUCAUGAAUAUAAAACAGUUUUAUGGACACAUUCAAUGUUAAGAUAUAAUGAGACAGUUGUUGUUUAGAGAUUAUAUUAUUCAUUAGGACUGAGUUGUUUGUUUUGUUUUUUUUUUACCUCAUCUUUAGAUGAUUGUCUAUCAUUAAGCUUUACAUAUAAUUACUUACAACCGUUCAGUUCAGCCUGGUGCUUGUUAAUUGAUACCCUCCAUUCUUUAUACUUAAAUUUGUUAUAUGAAUACAUGCUAUACUGUAUAUUUUAUUAGCCUUUGGCAAGAGCAAUUUAUACAAGGUGUAUUCAGAGGACACUGCAUUUAUGGGUUGGUCUUGACAUGUUAGUGUAGGGCUAAAGGAAACAGCCUAUUCCUAUUUGAGCAGGGUUAAUCCAUGUCUUCGAAGUGAAUUCACAUUAUAAUAGCUGCUAAGAGAAUAUAGAAUAAUUCUUGUGAUCAAACAGGAUCAUUGGGAGCAAUUGGCACCUAUGUUUCUUUAUUUUGUGAUUGCUUGUAAUUAUUGAUGCACAAUAAAUAUGUAUUUUAGCUAUUAAAUUUAAACUGAAUAUAUUUACAUUCCUCUAUAACUGAAUCAGAGUUAUUAUUUAUUUUUGAAGUAGGCAAAUCACUUAUUUUAACUAUCUAAUGUAUUAUUGAUAAAAGGAUAUGAGAAAAUGAUUUUGCAGGCACAACAGUCCUCUUUGAUUUAGAUCAUUGGAUUAAUCUAAAAAAAAAUCUAAUGUAUCACAAUAAAGCACACUAUAAUCUUAAAGAAAUACCUAAGGUCAAAGGCUAAUCUGCUCAAGCAGUAGUGAUGUAUGGGGGUUUUUCUGUGGUGGAUGGCGUUUGGAUCAAAGUUAUUUGCACACACACACAAGACCACAACACUGUAAUAUCUGGAAGGGCUAUCAUACCAAGUCCUGCAGUUUUCAAUCUCUCUGUGCUGAUCUGGAACCUCCUGCCAGGUUCCCUUCACCGUCUUAUUCAUUAGAGCUGGAAAGGCCAGAGAAAUCCUAGAUCAGCAGUCUACCUCUUAGACCAUUUGUAUCAGGCUAAACAUCAAGAUGCUAAUGGAAGUCUUAAAGGGGAAUUCCACUCAGAGCGAAGCCUGCCAUCAUCAAAAUGUAAAAUCUGGGGUUUCCCCAUACAUAUACUCCUAUAUUAUAUACUACUUAUAUAUACAGUAUAUACUCUGUACUAAGGCAUAUAAUCUCCAAAAAAAGCCUUAAGGAUGCAUCUAUUACUACCAUGUUUGCCAUUUUCCUGUAUGGGCAUAACUCUAAAUUUUGCAUUUUGUUCCAUUGUUAGUCUUCUGUUUUCUGGUUUGUGAAGUCUUCCUCAUGUUUGUUUUAUGUAGUGUAUGCUUCAUAAUAUUUACUGUAUCCAGGUCUCAGGUUAGAAUCUAAUUCACUUAUAUGACAAAUCUGCAACGUCUCUAUUGACUUGAAACAAUUCAUUUUCACACAAAAUGUUGCUACUGUCAAAUAAAAACUUGCCUUUGA
Molecule: messenger RNA, 3585 nt
Organism: Thunnus maccoyii (southern bluefin tuna)
Lineage: Eukaryota; Metazoa; Chordata; Actinopteri; Scombriformes; Scombridae
Gene: pnp6
Product: purine nucleoside phosphorylase 6
Exons: 6
Coding region: 170-1042 (290 amino acids)
Biological process (GO): nucleoside metabolic process
Cellular component (GO): cytoplasm
Molecular function (GO): purine-nucleoside phosphorylase activity
Source: RefSeq, a predicted model, not a curated record